Messenger RNA from Priceomyces carsonii, 783 nucleotides. RefSeq names its product SDR family NAD(P)-dependent oxidoreductase. The record is from RefSeq and is a predicted model, not a curated record. The coding region runs from base 1 to 783 and encodes 260 amino acids. The transcript has a single exon. Gene Ontology annotation, molecular function: oxidoreductase activity, acting on the CH-OH group of donors, NAD or NADP as acceptor. NCBI's taxonomy places the organism in Eukaryota, Fungi, Ascomycota, Pichiomycetes, Serinales, Debaryomycetaceae.
AUGGAUCUCUUUUCUCUCAAAGGAAAAGUUGCAUUGGUCACCGGUGGUACCAAUGGUAUUGGGCUCGGAAUGUUAAAGGGUUUGGUGGGAGCCGAUAUUGAGCAAGUGAUUUUGACGUAUCGGUCUGACGAGGCUUUAUCAAACACAAUUCACAUCUUGAAAAAAAUCAAACCCGAAGUGAAAAUUAGUUCGAUUAGGGCAAAUCUAAAUGACACAACGCUGGAAAAUAGUUUGGUGACUAGGAUAGCGAACGAAGCUUUUGAACUCACUAGUACAGGUAAAAUUGAUAUUUUGAUCAAUAACGCGGGAAUCAACAAUCGGUUUCCUUUCCUCGAUCUUUCUCAAGAGAAAUUUGAUGAAGUCUUGAGGGUGAACUUAAACAUUCCAGUAAAGUUGACAAAAGAAAUAGGACUUAAAAUGCUUGAAAGUAAUACAAAGGGGUCAAUUGUAUUCACCGGAUCGCUUUGUUCAUUCCAAGGUGGAGUGAAUUCCACGGCAUAUGCCAUCACUAAGGGAGGAAUUAAACAAUUUGCUGCUGCUCUUUCGAAUGAAUGGUCUCUGAAAGGAAUCAGAGUUAACGUUAUUGCUCCAGGAUAUAUCACUACUAAUCUUUCGGAUGAAAUAGAACCAGAGCUUCGUGAAACUUUGAUAAGCAGAAUCCCGAUCGGAAGGUGGGGUACACUAGACGACUUUCAGGGCCCAGCUGUAUUUUUAUGCUCGGAGGCUAGUAGCUACGUAACUGGUGAAACAAUGGUAGUAGAUGGGGGCUGGUUAAAUUAUUAA